Molecule: messenger RNA, 2653 nt
Organism: Physeter macrocephalus (sperm whale)
Lineage: Eukaryota; Metazoa; Chordata; Mammalia; Artiodactyla; Physeteridae
Gene: CDK8
Product: cyclin dependent kinase 8
Exons: 13
Coding region: 106-1500 (464 amino acids)
Biological process (GO): protein phosphorylation
Cellular component (GO): nucleus
Molecular function (GO): protein serine/threonine kinase activity; ATP binding
Source: RefSeq, a predicted model, not a curated record
UAGAGCGGGCGGGUUCCCGGGGACCGCGGCUGCCGGAGCCUCCCCGGUCCCCACCCCCGCCCCGCGGCGCCGCGACCCCGCUCCCCGGCCUCGCAGGCCGUGACAAUGGACUAUGACUUUAAAGUGAAGCUGAGCAGCGAGCGGGAGCGGGUCGAGGACCUGUUUGAAUACGAGGGCUGCAAAGUUGGCCGAGGCACUUAUGGUCACGUCUACAAAGCCAAGCGGAAGGAUGGGAAAGAUGAUAAAGACUAUGCUUUAAAACAAAUAGAAGGAACCGGGAUCUCUAUGUCGGCAUGUAGAGAAAUAGCAUUACUUCGAGAGCUUAAGCAUCCAAAUGUCAUCUCUCUUCAGAAGGUGUUUCUGUCUCAUGCUGAUAGGAAAGUAUGGCUUCUGUUUGACUACGCUGAACAUGACCUCUGGCAUAUAAUCAAGUUUCACAGAGCUUCUAAAGCAAACAAGAAGCCAGUACAGUUACCUCGGGGAAUGGUGAAGUCACUAUUGUAUCAGAUCCUAGAUGGGAUUCACUACCUGCAUGCUAACUGGGUGUUGCACAGGGAUUUGAAACCUGCUAAUAUUUUAGUUAUGGGUGAAGGUCCUGAGCGAGGAAGAGUAAAAAUUGCUGAUAUGGGCUUUGCCCGAUUAUUUAAUUCACCUUUGAAGCCUUUAGCAGAUUUGGAUCCAGUAGUCGUAACAUUCUGGUACCGAGCCCCAGAAUUACUUCUUGGAGCAAGACAUUAUACCAAAGCUAUUGAUAUUUGGGCUAUAGGGUGUAUAUUUGCAGAACUACUAACGUCAGAACCAAUAUUUCACUGUCGACAAGAGGACAUCAAAACUAGUAAUCCUUAUCACCAUGACCAGCUGGACAGAAUAUUCAAUGUAAUGGGAUUUCCUGCAGAUAAAGAUUGGGAAGAUAUAAAAAAGAUGCCUGAACAUUCAACAUUAAUGAAAGAUUUCAGAAGAAAUACGUAUACCAACUGCAGCCUUAUCAAGUAUAUGGAAAAACAUAAAGUUAAACCAGAUAGUAAAGCAUUCCACUUGCUUCAGAAGUUGCUUACCAUGGACCCAAUAAAGCGAAUUACCUCAGAGCAGGCUAUGCAGGACCCCUAUUUCCUAGAAGACCCACUUCCUACAUCAGACGUUUUUGCCGGUUGUCAAAUCCCUUACCCCAAGCGAGAGUUUUUAACAGAAGAGGAGCCUGACGACAAAGGAGACAAAAACCACCAGCAGCAGCAGCAGGGCAACAACCACACGAACGGGACCGGCCACCCAGGGAAUCAAGACAGCGGCCACACCCAGGGGCCCCCGCUGAAGAAAGUGAGAGUCGCCCCUCCUACCACUACCUCAGGCGGACUGGUCAUGACCUCAGACUAUCAGCGUUCCAAUCCACACGCUGCCUACCCCAACCCUGGACCAAGCACAUCACAGCCACAGAGCAGCAUGGGAUACUCAGCUACCUCCCAGCAGCCUCCACAGUACUCUCAUCAGACACACCGGUACUGAGCUGCGUCGGAUACUGUCCAUGCACUGUCGCUGUGCUGCAGGGCUGCCUGCGGCUCUCGGCGGGAACCUGGAACGGGCCAUGAGAAUGUACUGUGCAGCCACGUAGUCAAAUGUCCGGUAGCCGAGUUCCACCACUUUUCACAGAUUGGGGUAGUGGCUUCCAAGUUGUACCUUUUUGGAGUUAGACUUGAGAAGAAAGUGCUAGCACAGUUUGUGUUGUGGGUUUGCUACUUCCAUAGUUUACUUGACAUGGUUCAGACUGACCAAUGCAUUUUUUUCAGUGACAGUCUGUAGCAGUUGAAGCUGUGAAACGUGCUAGGGGCGAGCAUUUGUCGUUGUAUGUGGUGAAUUCUUCCAGUGUAACAACAUUAUCUGACCAAUAGUACACACACACACACAAAAGUUUAACUGGUACUUGAAACAUACAGUAUAUGUUAACAAAGUAACCAAGACUCAAAAUGAGAUUAUUUCGGUACACCUUUCAUUUUAGUGUCUUAACAGUGGGUUGAUUCGUUUUCUACAUUAAUCAGUGUUUUUUGACCAAGAAUAUUGCUUGGAAUUUUUUGAAAGUACAAGAAGCCACAUAGUUUUUCCAGGAAGGUUUCAAAACUCCCAAAGAUUGAUUUCCAACUUAUGAGUUUGUUUUCACUUUUAAUCUAUGACUUGACUGGUAUUAAAGCUGCUAUUGAUAGUAAUUAAAUAUGUUGUCAUUGAUAUAAACCUGUUUGGUUCAGCAAACAAACUAAAAUGAUUGUCAUAGACAGUGUUUUAUUUUUCCUGUUGGCGUUGCUGAUUUGUGAGCAUGCUUUAAAGAUGAAAAAAGCAUGAAUGAUAACUUCCUUAAAAAGGUGCGGCAUCCAAUUCAGAUAUUUUGUCCUGAUUUUAAAGCUGGUUGGUGUAGUGCUACUAAAAUUUUGUUCAGUUCAUUUUCUUUUUUAAAACUUGUUCGCACGUUGUUUAGGGUGCCCUUACUUCAGCAAAGGAGAAGGAGUAGGAGAGCCUUAGAAUUUUUGAGGAAAAAGAAAACCUAUAACAUACAAUGUACUGUAUCAAACUAUUUUACAUGAAUGACACAAGUAUUCUGAAUUUAAAAAAAUUGAACAUUGUUAAAAACAAGGUGUUAUGUAAUAAAUUUAUUUUUCAUAAAUCAAAA